GUAGAGGUCGUGAGUUAUGUUUUCAGUUAUUCGAUCAGAUUUCGUCUGGAGGUCGGCAGUAAUACCAAAACGGAAGAGAAAGCCUACAGUACAUCGGCUAUCACACGUUUGAGAGUUUUAGCUAAUGGCACCUCGGAAUGGCUACUCGAACCACCAGACCCCUGCCCUAACACCACCACUGAAAACCCUACCUCUACCCCUCCAUCCACGUCUUCUUUCAACUCUCUGACCACUGAGGACCAAGAACACUACACUUCUACCGAGAUCCCAGCAGAAGUUUCAAAACCUCAGUCGCUGAUGGUGAUUAUAGUGCCUGUGGUGGCGGUGACAUUGGCAAUAGUGGUGGCCAUUUGGAAGAGGCAACGGAGACCUUCGACCCAACAAACAGUGUCGAGGUCCAUUCAGUCGACCGGCCGCCGAGGUGCAGGUACAAGGGAUUCCAUGCAGGUCAUCGAGAACAGCCUGUAUGAACCCCUGCCCGGCCCCAUGACCCCCGCCACCCGCCAGGAACAGCCAGGGACGGUGCAGGUCAUCGAGAACAGCCUGUAUGAACCCCUGCCCGGCCCCAUGACCCCCGCCGCCCGCCAGGAACAGCCAGGGACAGUGCAGGUCAUCGAGAACAGCCUCUAUGAACCCCUGCCCGGCCCCAUGACCCCCGCCGCCCGCCAGGAACAGCCAGGGACGGUGCAGGUCAUCGAGAACAGCCUGUAUGAACCCCUGCCCGGCCGCGUGGGGCCGUGACCUCCGCAGCCACCCAGGAACCGUAGCGCCAGAGAUCACUUUGUGUCUUGUGUCUCGAGCGCCCUGGUUCGAUUCCCGGCCGGGUUGUUGGAAAAAAAUGAUGAGGCGUCGGUACACGGCUGUUGUCCCUGGCCCCAACAGUGGCUGGGUCGUGUUACAAGCAAAAGUUGAUUCAUCUUUUGACUAACUCACAUGUUAGCUGUGCAUAUCAUUCCAGCUUGAUUUUGAAUUAGUGUGAAGUAUUGUUAAUCACUGUGGAUAUGGGGAUUGUUUAGAUAAAGUACUGUUAAUUAAUGGUGCAGUAUUUACUAUUGAGAAUUUAUGCCCGUGGUCUCUCGGAGUUACGCGGCUGUGUGCGGAACAGUGACGGCAUGACCAGCAUCCUACCUGGCGAUCACACAGAGGCGUCGCCAUCGUUGAUCUCCCCGAACUAAACUCCUACCACUGUUAUUCCCCAGCGUGAGGUGAACUAAAGCAAGGCCUCGUGAGCGGAAGAUGCAGGGAACACGUCCGUCCCAACUCCAUCAUUUGUAUAGCUGUCUCCUCAUCACGUCGCAGCCCCAACAAGAAUACCUCGCCGGACGCUUCUCUGUGUCUGUAACUCCUGCCAAGUGUCCUUAUUCCUGGCCGGACCGUAGGCUGGGCGGCGAGGCAGAACCUGGGCAGAUUAGAAGGUGAAUUCACGCCUUCGCUUUUGAUUGUUUUUGAGUCUAUAGUUGUGGUUCACGUGUGGUUAGUUUGUAUUUAUCUUCCCUCAAUGAGAUCCCUGCAUAUGAUUUUGAUGUAUGUACUCGUAUGUUUACAAAUUAUCAUCAAUCUGCAGUUAGGAAUGAAUAUUAUAUGUAACUGAUUCAUUACUUUUAGUCCAGUAAUAGUAGCAGCAGCAGUAACAGUGGUAGUAGUAGUAGUAGUAGUAGAAGUUUUUGUUGUUGCUGUUAUUGUUGUUAAUGCUGAUGAUGCCGUUGUGGUAAUCACGCUUCAUCGCCCUGUGUGUCACAAUGGCCGGCCGGAUACCUACAUGUGUUCAUAGUUGUCAGUCAUUCUCAGACGCUACAUUUGAGUUUGUCCAAAGUAAGAAGUGCUCAGCGGCAAGGAUGGUGUUGCCCAUAACGCUUGAAGGAAAUAAACUGAUGAUUGAAAUUUGUUGUCUUAUUCAGUGUAGCCUUCACGCCUCCAACCCAGACUCCACACAAGACAAAUCAGCAAAAGCCUUAUCAGGGAGUAUGGCGUGGCAUUUUAAGAUAGCAAAAUGCGCUCCUUAUGUUCUUAUGUAUAUUGUUUUUUCUUCCAUUUUCUCCCCCCAUGAACUUCUCUUCCUCAUUUUUUCUUCCUUUAUUCUUUAUACUCUUCCCAUCAUCCUCACCUCUGUCCUCCCCCUCCUCCUCUUACUCUUUCUUCUUCUUCCUUUGAUCCUUAUCCAUCUCUUCUUCCUCGUUUUCGUCCUUCUACUUAAUUUUCCUCCUGUAACUAUACUCAUUUAUCUCUCUUCAUCAUUCUUGUCGUCUUCCUCUUGCUCCAUUUUUUCUCUUUUUUGACACUAUUUCCUUUCUUCUUUUCUCCUUAUUUUUUGUCUAUAUCCUCAUACUUAUUUUUUUCUUCUUUCCGACACGUACUCAUUUCUCCCUUUCUUCCUCCUCCAUUCUUUGGGGGGGAUUCUGGGGCUGCCCUGUGUAGGCCACUCGGCCUCUUCCAGCCUCCCUGUGUUUCCAUGUUCUUAUGUUCUUAUGUAAUGAAGUCAUUUUCCCCCACAGCUUAGGUUACCAGUAGUGUAAGUUAAGGGUAGUAAUUUCCUCUUAUUUCUCUCUUUACUGUAAAAUUUCCAUGUCCCAUUCUUCCUUAAAGGUACAUGGUGUUCUCUUCUAACUAUUUCCUGCCGGCACGUUGGCGGAGGGAGAGGUGGGUGGGGAGGAGCCUUCAUCUAUUCUGUCCUGUUCUACCACACGUAGAUUACUAGCAGUAGCGGUAGUAAACAGACACCCUCGCCAUAGACCGAUAGGUCUUCUGGUGUCUGUUCUUCCUAUUUAUUCCUAUGUAUUCCAACUCUAACUCCUUCUCGCUGCUCCUCCUCCUCCUUUUAAUUUAACAAAACACAAAAUCCUAAAACCAUGCGUAGCUGCUUCAACGAGUAUGAUAUAAUAUGACAGUGGCACGCGCACCACCAUAUUCUUUUGUCACCAAUAACCGGAAACCUCACCCUCUUUCUUAUCCGGAAAGCGAGCACGAUUGUCUCUCCGUAUGUCUUUCCAUGUAGUACUCACAGCCACGCACUGGUGAUGGCGGGACGCGUGGCUGUGGUUGUCCUGCUCGUUGUGGUCUUCGUGGGCGCCCUCUGCUUCUCCUCCGCCAAGGACUGCUUCGACCCUGACGUAGUCGUGAAGGAGGGAGAAGAAAAAAUAAUCUAUCAGAAGAAUGAAACGCAACCACGAAACGCCACGUCGAUAUCGUUGUAUGUGAAGCCGGGAGAUGACUUUGAGCAAGUCUGCAUCAAGGUAGAAGACGAAACGCUUAAAGAAAAAGCUGAGGAAUGUCUUUCUGUCGCAGAAUGUAACUUGAACAGUACCACGUGGAAUCUAUUGGAAGUGGGAGCAGAAGUUGUAAAAGAUGAUUGUUCCGGAAAACACUGCAGGGUCAAAUUCAAUCUGACAGGCGACGGUUGUAGCAAGAUGGAAAAGACACUUUACAGGUCGGAGAACAUUACACGCCUGACGGUUUUUGCUGAUGACGCCUCCAAAUGGCUACUCAACGGCCCACCAGACCCAUGCCCUGACACCACCACGGAGAACCCUUCCUCUGGCUGGCCGUCCACAUCUAACACCACCACGGGGAACCCUUCCUCUGGCUCGCCGUCCACAACUGUACUGACUGUGAUAAUUGUGGUGAUACUGGCGGCGGCGGUGGUAGGUGUGAUCAUCUGGAAGCGGCAGCGGAAACUCUCGGGCCCACAAAGAGUGUUGAGGUCCAUUCAGUUGACCAGCCGCCGAGAUACAGACACAGGAUAUUCUGGGCAGGUCGUCGAGAACAGCCUGUAUGAACCCCUGCCCGGCCCCGUGACCCCCGCCGCCCGCCAGGAACAGCCAGGGACGGUGCAGGUCGUCGAGAACAGCCUGUGUGAAUCCAUGCCCGGCCCCGUGACCCCCGCCGCCACCCAGGAACAGCCAGGGACGGUGCAGGUCAUCGAAAACAGCCUGUGUGAACCCCUGCCCGGCCCCGUGACCCCCGCCGCCACCCAGGAACAGCCAGGGACGGUGCAGGUCAUCGAAAACAGCCUGUGUGAACCCCUGCCCGGCCCCGUGACCCCCGCCGCCCGCCAGGAACAGCCAGGGACGGUGCAGGUCAUCGAAAACAGCCUGUGUGAACCCCUGCCCGGCCCCUUGACCCCCGCCGCUAGCCAGGAACCGUAGCACCAGUUUACCUUCUGUCUAGAACGCAGGUUCGAUUCCCGGCCGGGUUGUUGAAAAAAAUGAUUCCCGAGUAGAUGAGUUUAUGUGCUUAUAGGAGCGGUUACCUCCCCCCAUGAGGAUUUUUAGACGCUACAUUUGAGUUUGUGUCCGCAAUAAAAGUAAGAAGUGCUCAGCGGCAAGGAUGGUACUGCCCAUAACGCUUGAAGGAAAUAAACUUAUGAUUGAAGUUUGUUGUCUUAUUCAGUGUAGCCUUCACGCCUCCGACCCAGACCACACGAGACAUAUCAGCGAAAGCCUUAUCAGGGAGUAUGGCGUGGCAUUUUAAGAUGGCAAAAUGCGCUCCUUAUGUUCUUAUGUAUACUGUUUUUUUCUUCCAUUUUCUCCCCCCAUCAACUUCAGUGUAGUCGUGUUCGUCCUUCUCCUCCUCCUCCUCUUCCUCGUUUUUGCUUCCUUUAUUCUUUACUCUUCCCAGCCCAGGGGAGGGGACCAAGGCGCCUCUCCACCUGGAACUGACCUCUCCUCUGGC
Molecule: messenger RNA, 4668 nt
Organism: Eriocheir sinensis (Chinese mitten crab)
Lineage: Eukaryota; Metazoa; Arthropoda; Malacostraca; Decapoda; Varunidae
Product: protein piccolo-like
Exons: 8
Coding region: 3015-4142 (375 amino acids)
Source: RefSeq, a predicted model, not a curated record